Phaethon lepturus (White-tailed tropicbird) is the source of this 424-nucleotide messenger RNA. Its product is annotated as very-long-chain enoyl-CoA reductase-like. The annotation marks the transcript as partial. The transcript is spliced from 5 exons. The record is from RefSeq and is a predicted model, not a curated record. NCBI's taxonomy places the organism in Eukaryota, Metazoa, Chordata, Aves, Phaethontiformes, Phaethontidae.
AUGGAGGGAGCGGGAUCACCCCGUGAGGGGGGCCAGGUGUCCCCGUCCCCCAUCCUGGGGCUGUGGCACCAGGCUCCCCCUGCCAAGAAGAUGAAGAAAGCCGUCCUCUUCUUCGAGGUGGAGAUCCUGGACGCCCGGACACGGGAGAAGCUCUGCUUCCUCGAUAAGGUGGAGCCCCAUGCCACCAUCGCUGAGAUCAAGAGUCUCUUCACCAAGGCCCAUCCCCAGUGGUACCCGGCCAGACAGUCCCUGCGCCUGGACCCCAAGGGCAGGUCCCUGAAGGACGAGGACGUGCUGCAGAGCCUGCCCGUGGGCACCACCGCCACCUUCUACUUCCGUGAUCUGGGGGCCCAGAUCAGCUGGGUGACGGUCUUCCUGACGGAGUACGCAGGGCCGCUGCUCAUCUACCUGCUCUUCUACUUCC